GAUAGCAAUGGAAACUUGGAGUUGGCAGUGGCUUUCCUCACUGCGAAGAAUGCCAAGACCCCUCAGCAGGAGGAGACAACUUACUACCAAACCGCGCUUCCUGGCAAUGAUAGAUACAUCAGUGUGGGAAGCCAAGCAGAUGCGAGGCCAUAGGGGAUCCCUGAGGAUCCAUGGACUCCACUUGGAGAACUGCUACUAUGGAGGAAAGCCACUGGAUUUAAUAGAAGACUUAAAUUUGAAGUCUCGCCGCCAUUUUUUAUUCUUAUGAUGAUAUACUUCAUUUCUCACAAUGUCAGUUAUCUGUCUCUUGUAUCAGAUAGAGUUAAAAAUAUCUUGCCUUGUGUUUUGCUUUUGUGUUGCUUGAGUUACAAUUGAUAAAUUAUGAGAAAGCUCUAAGUUUAAGUUGUUGCUAUUUCUGAGUGAGUUUCUGCCUUAGCUGGUUUGGUUUACUUGUCAGUCACGAAACAGUAAACACUCUAGAUAGUUUCAUAGAAGAAAUUUAAUCCAGAGGAUUAGGUUCUUAAAAAAAUCACUGGAAGCACUGGAGAGAGGAUCUCUAGCUCAGCUUUCAGAAGUGACUCCUGGAUUCUUGUGGGACUCGCCAGCCGGGGAAGCUCUCCCUCUGCCACAAUCAGGAGGGUAGUGAGUGAGUAAAUCAGGAGGCUGCCUCUGGGACUCCUGGGUUCAAGAACAUGCUUCUGUAGCUGCAGCCCAGAGAAGAAUAAGCAUCCAAGAUUAGGUAACUGCCGCUGAGCUAUGCCCGGACAUUGGAAUGCAGAGUCUAGUUGCCACUUCUACUCUUAUCUCUUGACAUCCCUGAAGCUGGAAAUUGGACACUGGAAUGCCACUGUGGAACAACCCACAUCUCUUCAGUCAUGCUGGAGAGAACAGCCAAAAGCAGCAGGAAGAGGGCUUCCCCCUCACUCUGCCUUCCAAAGCUCAUGUUAGUGCAUCCAGUUGGUGGAACCUAAAUUUUAUCCAGAACCUUAACUGCACGUGAAUUGGGAAAAUAGAUUUGUUUGUAUCUUUUAAUCUUUCCAGCUUCUAUCGUUGAAUAAAGCAUACUUGGAGGAUGAGAGAAUGGAGUCUGAGGGCUAAUUGAUCAUAUCCCCAAAACCUGUUUUUCUGCUGCUUGGUGAUUUUCAAAUUGUUUCCCUUACUUCCAUUAUUCUCUCUUUUCUCACCUCUAUUCUAGUCAUUAUUUAAUGACCAAGGUGGUUCUCAUUUUCAUAAGGCCAUUUCAUCCCUCUCUAGUCCUGACUUCUGCUUCAUCAAUAUUUAAGUUGGAUUGGAUAGUUAUACCCCGGUGACACCCAUGUUCAGCCGUGGUCGACCUGUACUUAGGUCUUGUAAGCCGGACUCAGAAAGCCUUUGGCCUGCUGAUAGAUCUAGGCAUGCUCCAUCAUUUCAGUUACCUUGCUAUGUGUUCUACAUUUUACUUGACUGAAUUUUUUUGGACCCUACUUACUACAUUUUUGUGAGGUUUUAUUAUACUUUCUAAGAACAUUAAAAAAAAAAAUCUUCCAUGGCCAACUAUUAUUUCUAAUAUUUUUAAUAUCCUUGUAAGCUACCCUUUGGAGAAAAAGUGUGGAUAACAAUAGAAAUAGGCCAAUAUAUAUUAUUUAUUUCUUAUUAAAUGUGGAAUAUUCUUCUCCAACCUCUGUAUGUAACCCUAUAGCUAGAUGGUAAAAUGCAAGCAUCUUAUCUCCCAUCACCUACUCCUUUUUGUUUGUCUCCCUUUUAUAAAAUUCUAGGAUUACAAUGAAAAAAAAUUAGUUUUUAACAUGUCUCAAAUACAAAUAAACAAAAGGAAUACAGAACUUGUCCAAAAUACCCAGAGGCAAAAUCCCAACCACACAAAGAUAAGAUGUGAUUGAUCUCACUGGAGAUGAUGAAGAUGAUCUUCAGAGAGCAGUUGCCUUGAGUUUGGCGGAAUCAAACAGGGCGUUCAGGGAGACUGGAAUGACUGAUGAGGAGCAAGCCAUUAGCAGAGUUCUUGAAGCCAGCAUAGCAGAAAAUAAAGCCUGUUUGAAGAGGACACCUACGGAAGUUUGGAGGGAUUCUCGAAACCCUUACGAUAGAAAAAGGCAGGACAAAGCUCCUGUUGGACUAAAGAAUGUGGGCAAUACUUGCUGGUUUAGUGCUGUUAUUCAGUCAUUAUUCAAUCUUUUGGAAUUUAGAAGAUUAGUCCUGAAUUAUAAGCCUCCAUCACAUGCUCAAGAUUUACCCCGAAACCAAAAGGAGCAUCGGAAUUUGCCUUUUAUGCGGGAGCUGCGGUAUCUAUUUGCACUUCUUGUUGGUACUAAAAGGAAAUAUGUUGAUCCAUCAAGAGCAGUUGAAAUUCUUAAGGAUGCUUUCAAGUCAAAUGACUCCCAGCAGCAAGACGUGAGUGAGUUUACACACAAAUUAUUAGAUUGGUUAGAAGAUGCCUUCCAAAUGAAAGCUGAAGAGGAGACGGAUGAAGAGAAGCCAAAGAACCCGAUGGUAGAAUUGUUCUAUGGAAGAUUCCUAGCUGUGGGAGUACUUGAAGGUAAAAAAUUUGAAAAUACUGAAAUGUUUGGUCAGUACCCACUUCAGGUCAAUGGAUUCAAAGAUCUACACGAGUGCCUAGAAGCUGCUAUGAUUGAAGGAGAAAUUGAGUCUUUACAUUCAGAGAAUUCAGGAAAAUCAGGCCAAGAGCAUUGGUUUACUGAACUACCACCUGUGUUAACAUUUGAAUUGUCAAGAUUUGAAUUUAAUCAGGCAUUGGGAAGACCAGAAAAAAUUCACAACAAAUUAGAAUUUCCUCAGGUUUUAUAUCUGGACAGAUACAUGCUCAGAAACAGAGAAAUAACAAGAAUUAAGAGGGAAGAGAUCAAGAGACUAAAAGAUUACCUCACAGUAUUACAACAGAGACUAGAAAGAUAUUUAAGCUAUGGCUCGGGUCCCAAACGAUUCCCCCUGGUAGAUGUUCUGCAGUACGCCUUGGAAUUUGCCUCAAGUAAACCUGUUUGCACUUCUCCUAUCGAUGAUAUUGAUGCUAGUUCCCCACCUAGUGGUUCCGUGUCAUCACAGACAUUACCAAGUACAACAGAGCAACAGGGAACUCCUUCUUCAGAACUGCCAAGCACGUCACCUGCGUCAGUAGCUGCCAUUUCAUCGAGAUCAGUAAUACAUAAACCAUUCACACAGUCUCGGAUACCUCCAGAUUUGCCCAUGCAUCCAGCACCAAGGCACAUAACAGAAGAAGAACUUUCUGUGCUAGAAAGCUGUUUACAUCGCUGGAGGACAGAAAUAGAAAAUGACACCAGAGAUUUGCAGGAAAGCAUAUCCAGAAUCCAUCGAACAAUUGAACUAAUGUACUCUGACAAAUCUAUGAUCCAAGUUCCUUAUCGCUUACAUGCUGUUUUAGUUCAUGAAGGCCAAGCUAAUGCCGGGCACUACUGGGCUUACAUUUUUGAUCAUCAUGAAAACAGGUGGAUGAAGUACAAUGAUAUUGCUGUGACAAAAUCAUCAUGGGAAGAGCUAGUGAGGGACUCUUUUGGUGGUUAUAGAAAUGCCAGUGCAUAUUGUUUAAUGUACAUAAAUGAUAAAGCACAAUUCUUAAUACAAGAGGAGUUUAAUAAAGAAACUGGGCAGGCCCUUGUUGGAAUAGAAACAUUACCACCGGAUUUAAGAGAUUUUGUUGAGGAAGACAACCAGCGAUUUGAAAAAGAACUAGAAGAAUGGGAUACACAACUUGCCCAGAAAGCUUUGCAAGAAAAACUCUUAGCAUCUCAGAAGUUGAGGGAGUCAGAAUCUUCUAUAACAGCAGCACAAGCAGGAGAGCCAGAAUAUCUAGAGCAGCCAUCAAGAAGUGAUUUCUCAAAGCACUUGAAAGAAGAAACUGUUCGAUUAAUUACCAAGGCAUCACACGAGCAUGAAGAUAAAAGUCCUGAAACAGUUUUGCAGUCGAAACCUGAAAAUACCACAAGCCAACCACCUUCUAACCAGCAAGUUGUAGAGGUGGCGAUCCCUCAUGUAGGGAAAUUUAUGAUUGAGGCGAAGGAGGGGGGUUAUGAUGACGAGAUCAUGAUGACACCGAACAUGCAAGGUAUUAUCAUGGCGAUAGGUAAAUCCAGGAAUGUAUAUGACAGGUGUGGCCCUGAAGCAGGGUUCUUUAAGGCAAUUAAGUUGGAGUAUUCAAGAUUGGUUAAAUUGAGCCAAGAAGACACCCCACCAGAAACAGAUUAUCGUUUACAUCAUGUAGUGGUCUAUUUUAUCCAGAACGAGGCACCAAAGAAAAUCAUUGAGAAAACUUUGCUAGAACAAUUUGGAGAUAGAAAUUUAAGUUUUGAUGAAAGGUGUCACAACAUAAUGAAAGUUGCUCAAGCCAAACUUGAAAUGAUCAAACCUGAAGAAGUAAACUUGGAGGAAUAUGAGGAGUGGCAUCAGGAUUACAGGAAGUUCAGGGAGACGACCAUGUAUCUCAUAAUUGGGCUGGAAUAUUUUCAAGGAGAAAGGUAUAUAGAUUCCUUGCUGUUCCUUAUCUAUGCUUAUCAGAAUAACAAAGAACUCUUGUCCAAAGGCCAAUACAGAGGACAUGAUGAAGAAUUAUUAUCACAUUAUAGAAGAGAAUGUUUACUAAAAUUAAAUGAGCAAGCUGCAGAACUGUUUGAAUCUGGAGAGGAUCGAGAGGUGAAUAAUGGUCUGAUUAUCAUGAAUGAGCUUAUUGUCCCAGUGUUGCCCUUGUUAUUGGUGGAUGAAAUGGAAGAGAAAGAUAUACUCGCUGUGGAAGAUAUGCGAAAUCGAUGGUGUUCCUAUCUUGGACAGGAAAUGGAAUCAAACCUCCAAGAGAAGCUGACAGAUUUUCUGCCCAAACUGCUUGAUUGUUCUACGGAGAUUAAAGGUUUCCAUGAGCCUCCGAAGUUACCUUCCUAUUCCACGCAUGAACUCUGUGAGCGAUUUGCCCGAAUCAUGUUGUCCCUCAGUCGAACUCCUGCUGAUGGAAGAUAAACUGCACACACACUUCCCCUAAACACACUGUAUAAACAUUUUUUAGUUCUUAACCCUUGCCUUCCUGUCACAGGGUUUGCUUGUUGCUGCUAUAGUUUUUAACUUUUUUUAUUUUAAUAACUGCAGAAGACAAAAUGACUAUACAGACUUUAGCCAGACUGCAAACAAUAAAGCUGAGAAUCGCAUGGCGCUCAGACUUUGUUUUACCCAGAACUGAUGUAUAAUUACAAAUCUGAUUGAUCUUAUUAUGGCAAAACCAUGCUUUUGCCACCUUUCUGUUACAGUAUUACCUUGCUUUUAUCUUUUCUUUAUCUACAGCUUUCCAUUCAGUCUGGAUCCUUCCACGACUACAGCCAUUUAAGUGUUCAGCACUGUGUACGAUACAUAAUUUGGUAGCUUGUAAAUGAAAUGAAAGAAUAAAGUUUUAUUUAUGGCUACCUACGUGUUUGUAAGCAGGUAUAUUGUAUGCUAGUAUAUUAUUUUAGUUAUAAAUGAAUUUUGUCUGGGGAUUGUUUAAGAUUGGGUGAUGAGUAGAUUAAUACAGACUUUUCAUUUUGCUUUAAUGUUAGCACAUUGGAAAUUUACUAAGUAUUCGACACUUAAAUAUAUCUAUAUUUUUGACUAAGUUGUUAAACUUAGUAUGGCACCUAAACCUGUUUUGUGUUCAAAUCAGGUUUUCACUGAAGUGAGCGGCUGAUAUUUAAGUCAACCACACUGAAACUUUUAACCUUUUCUUAGAUUAAUCUUUUAUUUUUUUAUGUAUUUACAGAUAAUAUAGCAAGGUGAUUAUUUUAAGAGAUACUAGAAAAAAGUACUUGAAUAAGGGCUAUUUAAUAGUGAAACUUAUAAGAAACAUAUAUAUGUAUAUAUACACAAACAUACACACACGUGUACACACACACAUAUUCUUUAUAAUGGAGGACAAUGUUUUGCAUUAUAUAAUCAUUCUAUUUUUGUAAGUUGUAUACCACUUUAAUUGAAAAUGUUCUCUACUAAUCAAUGCUGUGAAAUGAAGUUGAUAUUGUUGAACUAGAGGUUCCAAGAGUACCUUACCUGCUUUUCAUAAAGGGAAAAGCUGUAGAACAUUUUGUAGAUGGAACUGCUGUUUAAGAUUAAUGAAGUAAUAUUGUGAAUGAAAAUCAGUGCUUUAAAGCUAAUCAUGUUACCAACAGCCUAUUUUUGAAUUUAUAAAAGUUUCUUUAUAAAUGAUACUUUGUUAGCAUAGUAAAAUAUAUCAUUAUA
This is a messenger RNA of Equus caballus (horse), 6216 nucleotides long. NCBI's taxonomy places the organism in Eukaryota, Metazoa, Chordata, Mammalia, Perissodactyla, Equidae. The record is from RefSeq and is a predicted model, not a curated record.